This is a messenger RNA of Anoplopoma fimbria (sablefish), 1950 nucleotides long. Its product is annotated as E3 ubiquitin-protein ligase RNF126-like. NCBI's taxonomy places the organism in Eukaryota, Metazoa, Chordata, Actinopteri, Perciformes, Anoplopomatidae. Gene Ontology annotation, biological process: protein ubiquitination. The transcript has 9 exons. Gene Ontology annotation, cellular component: cytoplasm. Gene Ontology annotation, molecular function: ubiquitin protein ligase activity. The coding region runs from base 12 to 971 and encodes 319 amino acids. The record is from RefSeq and is a predicted model, not a curated record.
AGUGGUUAAAGAUGGCGGAAGCUCCUCCAUGGCCCAGCCGGUUCUUCUGUCACAGAUGCUCCGCAGAGAUUAGCCCUCGUCUUCCCGAGUAUACAUGUCCAAGAUGUGACUCAGGGUUUAUUGAGGAGCUACUGGAGGAGAGAAGUGCUGACAAUGGCUCCAUGUCGACCAUCUCCAGCGGGCCCCAGAACCAGCAACCAUUUGAGAAUCCGGACCAGCACUUGUUUACAUUCCCUUCUGGCUACGGCCAGUUUGCCCUGGGUGUCUUUGACGACCGCUUCGACUUCGGGGCUGGACUGGGAACGGAGGAUAACAGGGAUGCUGAAAACAGGCGGGAAAGGGAAACCGCUUCACGGCAACGAUACGGUGCCAGGCAACCAAGAAGUCGGCACGGCUCCAGGCGACAAACAGGGAGGCCGGAGGGAGUUCCUACUCUAGAGGGAAUCAUUCAGCAACUAGUGAAUGGAAUAAUUGCACCAACUGCAAUGCCAAAUAUUGGAGUUGGACCCUGGGGUGUUCUUCACUCUAAUCCUAUGGAUUAUGCCUGGGGCGCCAAUGGACUAGAUGCAAUUAUAACUCAGUUAUUAAACCAGUUUGAGAACACGGGACCUCCGCCUGCCGAUAGGGAUAAAAUAAAAACUCUUCCUACAGUACAAGUUACAGAAGAGCACGUCGCCUCAGGACUGGAAUGUCCAGUGUGUAAAGAAGACUACAGUGUCGGAGAAAGUGUGAGGCAGCUCCCGUGCAAUCACAUGUUCCACAAUGAUUGCAUAGUCCCCUGGCUGGAACAGCAUGACACGUGUCCAGUGUGCAGGAAAAGCUUGUGUGGUCAGAACACGGCAACGAAUCCUCCAGAACUAUCAGGGAUGAACUUUACCUCCUCUUCUUCCUCCUCCUCGGCCUCCUCCUCUUCCUCGACCCCUCAGUCCUCAAGUUCGGCCAGCAAUGAGAACUCCACUGAUAACUCAUAGAGGGCCGUUUGUCCUCAUCGCCCUAUGAGCUGUUUAUAGCUCCUAGGCUGCUGCUGCACUUCGGAGCGGUGACCUCAGUCUCUCCCUGCUGGAGGGCAGAGACCUGAGUGCAUCUCGCCAGGAGCACUCAAGCCUGAUUCGGGGGGGGGACAAGAGUCCAUGUGUUUCUGCCCGUCCUGUUGCUCCCCAUCUUGGUAAGGGAUCCGAAACAAAGGAAAGGGCUGAGGCCUGGAGUGCAGCUUCUGUCAGGGAGGAUGUAGAGGAGCAUGGAAACUUCAAGAGCCUUGAUCUGCCUGAAUCACCUCACACAGGGAGCGAGAGCAAAAGAAUCCAAAGGUAGAAGACUCGGGAAAACAAGACAGCCGCUGUUCUUUUCUCUUUUUUUUUUUUUUUUUUUUUUUUUUUUAAUCUCCAGACUGUGUGAAAUAUGAAAUGACCCACUUUUGCUAAUGAAGCAAAAAGAACUGAACAUUUAUUCCUUUUUUUUAACAAGUAGUAUUCAUAUCUCACAGAUAAAAUGACCCAAAGUGCACUGUAGUGUACUGUUAAAAGUGUGCACUUAAGUUUCUUCAGCUUGGUUUAGAAUGAUACUACAUUUGACUCCUUUUCUUUCUUUUUUUUUCUUCUCAAAAACAGAAUUCCAAUAGUUUUAUAAAAUGAUUCACUUUCAGAUUACCUGACACCACACAGGUAACAUGGUUUGCAUUUGAAAUGAUGCGGUAAAUUGAAGUAAUUCUGUGCUGUUUGGUUAAAUGAUGCGGAUUCCGUCACUAAAUUACUCGCAUGCGGAUUUUGUUUUGUUAUCUGCAGGCCUAAAACACUCAAACUUGUCAUACCAUUUUCGGGAUUUUAAAGUUAAGAUAAAUUAAAUAUUUUCUGAAGUUGCCAGUUGACUAUUGAUUUGCAGUAUGAUUGUGUCAAAAGAAGUGAAUAAAUAAAUAAAGCUGUUUUGGGUGCUACCACUCAAAAUUCAUGUUAA